Messenger RNA from Paralichthys olivaceus (Japanese flounder), 1641 nucleotides. RefSeq names its product tetraspanin-7-like. NCBI's taxonomy places the organism in Eukaryota, Metazoa, Chordata, Actinopteri, Pleuronectiformes, Paralichthyidae. Gene Ontology annotation, cellular component: plasma membrane. The record is from RefSeq and is a predicted model, not a curated record.
AUGAGAUGAGAGAAGGGGAAAGGUAAUUAAUAGGUGAACAUGGAACAUAAAUUAUAGAAUGAGGAGAAUUCUCUGGUUUAUUUCUUCUUGUCACUGCUGUAGUAACCUGUGACACCAGCAGAGGACGCUGUCAGCUGCUCCUGUCACAGACAGAGCUUCAGUGGAAACACUGACCGUGUCCAGGAGAGGAGGAGGACGGAGGAUCUGCUGGACUCAGAGGAUCAUUUAAAGGUUCUGUAGGAUCUGUUGGACUCAGAGGAUCAUUUAAAGGUUCUGUAGAAUCUGUUGGAGUCAGAGGAUCAUUUAAAGGUUCUGUAGGAUCUGUUAGAGUUAAAGGAUCAUUUAAAGGUUCUGUAGAAUCUGUUGGACUCAGAGGAUCAUUUAAAGGUUCUGUAGGAUCUGGAUCUUCUGCAGGAUCAUGUCUCGCAGGAGGAUGGAAACUAAGCCAGUGAUUUUCUGUGUGAAGACGCUGCUGCUGCUCUACUCCUUCAUCUUCUGGGUGACAGGUGUGGUGCUUCUGUCGGUGGGGUUAUGGUGGAAGUUCAUGUUGGACCCCUACAUGUUACUGAUCUCCAGUAGCCCCUCCCACACUCCGUAUGUCCUCGCCGGCACCGGCGCUGCCAUCGUGCUGUUUGGACUGUUCGGCUGCUUCGCCACCUGCAGGGGGCGCCCCUGGAUGUUGAAACUGUACGCUGCGUUCUUGUGUCUGGUCUUCAUGACGGAACUCAUCGCUGGAAUCUCUGGAUUCAUCUUUCGUCACGAGAUCAAAGGGACUUUUCUCACCACGUACAGUGAAGCAGUGAUGAACUAUAACGGACGAGACGACAGGAGUCUGGCUGUGGACAGUGUCCAACGUAGAUUACACUGCUGUGGAGUUUACAACUACACCACCUGGUUCAGCAGCGUCUAUUUUCCUGUCAGUGGGAUUCCUGCCAGCUGCUGCGUUAGUUUCUCCGACUGCAGUGGAGACGACCUGAAGAACACAACGCUGGCCUCACGAAAAGUCUACAAACAGGGUUGUUAUGAGCUGGUGACGUCGUUCAUCGAGAGCAACAUGGGAAUCAUCGCUGGAGUCACGUUCGGAGUCGCCUUCUCUCAGUUGCUCGGAGUGUCUCUGGCCUGUUGUCUUUCUCGCUUCAUCAACGCCAACCAGUACGAGAUGGUUUAACAGGGAAACGACCAGGAUGCUCGUCACCAUGGAGACCUGAGGAAACACACACACCCCUUCCUGGAAGCUGAUUGGUCGUCUGUUGCCCUUUGUGUGAUGUGGACGUUCAGGUGGAGCAAUGAUCAAUAAUCAAUAUUAACUUUAGCGUGAAGUCAUGGUGCCACCGGGGGGCGCCAACCUGAACCCUGUCCUGUCGCUUUGAUCCAGAACAACAAUGAACUGUGAAGUCGUCAUUUCCUGUGUCAUAGUUUUUGUCCUUGAGGGGCCCGAUGUUCACCUGGACCCCUGAAAACAUUUCCACAGCCCUGCUGCUUUAUUUUUCAUUUUAUUUGACUUUUAUUUACAUUUGAUUAACUCUUUUUCUUUUUCUUUAUAUUUAUCCACAUUUUAUCGAUGUGGUUAUUUCUCUGUUGUGAAAUAAAAAGUAAUGUGAUGAUGGAACUUUGUGAAACGACAGAAAAUAAACACGAAAA